Heterostelium album PN500 is the source of this 492-nucleotide messenger RNA. RefSeq names its product ABC transporter-related protein. Lineage: Eukaryota; Evosea; Eumycetozoa; Acytosteliales; Acytosteliaceae. The coding region runs from base 1 to 492 and encodes 163 amino acids. Gene Ontology annotation, molecular function: ATP hydrolysis activity; ATP binding. The record is from RefSeq and is a predicted model, not a curated record. The transcript has a single exon.
AUGUGUCAACAGAUCCACCCAACCAAGGGUGAGGUUCGUAAGCACGGUCAUCUCAAGAUCGCUCGUUACCAUCAGCAUGCCGCCGAAGCUUUGGAUCUCACAAUGACUCCACUCGAUUUUAUCAAGAAAUCCUUCCCACAAUACGAGAAGGACACAGAAGAGUGGAGACGUGAGAUCGGUCGUUUCGGUGUCACCGGUAAGUCACAGACCGAGGCAAUCGGUUGCAUGAGUGACGGUGUCAAGAGUCGUCUCAUCUUUUGUAUGAUGGCUUUGGAGAACCCACAUAUGCUAUUGUUGGACGAGCCAACUAACCAUUUGGAUAUGGAGUGUAUCGACGCUCUUGCCGAGGCCAUCAACGAAUUCCCAGGUGGUAUGGUACUUGUAAGUCACGAUUUUAGAUUGAUUUCCCAAGUCUUUCAGUCUAUUUGGGUUUGCGAUAACAAGACUAUUGCUCUAUGGAAGGGUGACAUCACAAGUUAUAAGAACACUUGA